AGCAAACUCCAUCCAUCGGGCUAAUCUCAGCUAGCAGACAACGUAAACAUUGGCACAACCUUUGACUUUUCAACUGCUUUAUCGGGCGUUUUGUGCGUUUCGGUUCAUCCGAGGAUAACGCCGCUAUGCAGUGGAUUAAAUAAAAUGUAAGGGUCAAGUAUGGGUGUUUGGAUUUGUGCAUUUUUAACGCUGUCGAGGCCUUGAGUUUGUCCUGCUAACGGAAGCUCAUGAUUCAGCUGGAGAAACCGGUGCUGACUGGGACCAUGCCGGUGGUCUGGCCCACCGUCCUUGACCUGGGCAGAGAUGAGUGCAAAAGGAUACUGCGCAAACUGGAGCUGGAGGCGUACGCCAGCGUCAUCAGCGCCCUGCGAGCCCAAGGAGACCUGACCAAGGACAAGAAAGAUCUGCUGGGAGAGCUUACCAAAAUCCUCGGCAUUUCAACCGAGCGUCACCGUGCCGAAGUCCGCCGGGCGGUCAAUGACGAGCGCCUCUGCACCAUCGCGUACCACAUGGCGGGUCAGAACAGCUCGUCCGAGUGGUCCAUCGAAGGCCGCCGGCUGGUCCCGCUGAUGCCGAGGCUGGUCCCGCAAACGGCGUUCACCGCUACGGCCAAUGCGGUCGCCAGCGCCGCCGCCACUCACAACGCCUCCUUGCUAUUGCCAGCUGAGACGGGCAACAAGGAAGUGGUAGUGUGUUAUUCCUACACAAGCACGACGGGCACAUCCACCAGCUCCACGGCAACCGGCUGUGCCGUGGGAACGGCCACCAAGUCCCCGCGGCCGCCCAGCCCAUCGUCCAGCGUGGUGGUGUUGCCCAGUGGGAGCACUGUCUAUGUGAAAAGCGUGAGCUGUUCCGACGAGGACGAGAAGCCACGCAAGCGACGGCGUACCAACUCGUCCAGCUCGUCGCCGGUGUUGCUGAAGGAGGUCGCCAAGGUGUCGCCACCCCUGGCCAAGCACAUGGCGGCGCCGCCGGUGGUGAGCGGCAGCCCCAAGAUGAGCAACAUCAUGCAGAGCAUCGCCAACUCGCUGCCGCCGCACCUGUCGCCCGUCAAGAUCACCUUCACCAAACCCACCAUCCAGACCACCAGCACUGCCACCCAAAAGGUGAUCAUCGUGACGACGUCGCCCAGCUCCAACUUUGUCCCCAACAUCUUGUCCAAGUCUCACAACAACGCCGGCAUGUCCAAGCAAGCCUCAAACGCCAUUCUGACCACGCCCACCCAGAAGCAGACUGUGGUCUUCCCGGCAGCCAGUUCAAGCCCCUCGGCCGCGCCCGCCGUCACCAACGUGGUCUCCUCUACGCCCUCGGCCGUCAUGUCCACCGUGUCUAUGUGCACCUCCUCGGCAGGAGUCAAGGUGGCCUCGGCCAGGUUGCCCUCUCCGAAGACCCUGGUGGGCUCUACCACGCAGAUCCUGAGCCAGUUUCCCAAGCAGCAGUCGCCCAAACAGCUGCAAGCGUCCACCGUGGGGGCGUCUGGCGUGGGCCAGGCCCAGACCGUCGCUGCCGCCACCACCUCGCCGGGCCCCAAGCCCACCAUUCAGAUCAAGCAAGAGUCUGGGUUGAAGAUCAUCACGCAGCAGGUCCAGCCCAGCAAAAUCCUGCCCAAGCCGUCGUCGGUGGCUCUGUCCAGCAGCAGCUCCUCCCCCAUCAUGGUGGUCAGCAGCAACGGAGCUAUCAUGACCACCAAGCUGGUCACUCAGCCCACAGCCACCCAGGCAACCUACACGCGGCCCACCGUCACUCCGAACCUUGGCGCCCGGAUCACAGCCUCGGCCGGGGGCGCCACCUACGUCAAGACCACGAGUGGCAGCAUCAUCACGGUGGUGCCCAAGUCCUUGGCCACGCUGGGGGGGAAGAUCAUCAGCAGCAACAUCGUGUCUGGCACCACCACAAAGAUCACCACCAUCCCCAUGUCGUCCAAACCCAACGUGAUUGUGGUCCAGAAAGCCAGCGGCAAAGGGGCCACCAUCCAAGGGCUGCCCGGCAAGAACGUGGUCACCACGCUGUUGAACGCGGGGGGUGAGAAGAGCCUGCAGGCCGUCCCGGGGGUCAAGCCGGCCAUCAUCACCACCACCAGGCCCAUCACCAAGAUGAUCGUCACGCAGCCCAAAGGCCUGAGCGCCGCCUCCUCGUCCACUGCCACCAAGAUCAUCCCCACCAAGAUUGUCUACGGCCAGCAGGGGAAGACGCAGGUGCUCAUCAAGCCCAAGCCGGUGUUCCAAACGGCCGUGGUGAGCGAACAGACCCGGCAGCUGGUCACCGAGACCCUGCAGCAGGUGACCCGCUCGGCCGACGUGGGCCACAUUACGACUCAAGAAGGCUCUGCCAAGGACGAGUGCGGCGGCGCCAUGGAAACCGGCGGCUCGGCCGGCGAAACGUUGCACGAUACCCAGCCCGUGCUGCACGUGCUGUCCUCAAGAGAGAAAGGUUGGACAGAGCAGGAGGUGUCGGUGGAGUCGGCCCCGACCGUCAUCUACCAGGAGGUGACCGCCGGGGAAUCCCAGUCGGCCGCGUCCACCAUUAAAGCUCUGCUGGAGCUGCAGCAGACUUCAGUGAAGGAGAAGGGCGAGUCCAAACCCAUGCAGCACACCCACAUUGACCUCAGCCAGAUGGCGGUGCCCAUCCAGCUGGCGCAGGAGAAAAUGAUCAGCCCGGAAUCAUCCAGGCCGCCCAGCUCGGAGGCCGAAGCGGUCACUGCUGCCGCCGCCGAUGCCCUGGCGACAGGUAAAGUGAGCAGGGCGGGCGCGUUGGCAGAGGACGACGUGGCUGUGGCCGUGUCCUCCGCUAAUCCCCACAAAAGUGUCGGCCAGGUUACCCUGGUAACCAAGCCGGUCGCCGCCCCACCUGUAACCACGGUGACGCACAGCAGCCUCAAGCCUUCUGAUGGUAAAACCGACUCGACGCUGGAGGUGAGCGAGCUGGAAGGCGACACUCUGGACCCUCAGACGGGCUUGUUCUACCGCUCCACCAGCCAGACGGAUGCCCCCAAGCAAGCCCCCCACGCCGCUCCUCAGCCCCCAGCUGCCAGCCAACCAGAGAGUUCCACUCUUCCUCCUCCUCUUCUUCCUCCUCCUCCUCCUCCUCCUCCACAACUGCAGAGUAAACCUCAGCUCAGCCAGGCUCCUUCCUCAUCCUCUUCUUCCUCCUCGCCGGCCAAGAAGCUCCCCAAACUACGAGAGCAGAGUCAGGCCAAACCCCCGGGCGCCGCCGCCACGUCGCCCGUCACGCCGCAGCUGCCCAAACUGCAGCAGGCGCCCACGUCCCACCACAGGCCGCUGCACGCGCCCAUGUCGCACCCGCCGCCGCUGCAGGCGCACCACCCGGUCGGCGCCGACAAGGGCUUGCCAGGACAGCAGCCAAUCAUCACGCAGAGCGCCACCGUCACCAAGAUCACUUUCGGCAGCGCCCACCACCAGCCCGCCCACGUUCCGCCCGUCCUGAGCGGCAGCGAGGCCGAGCUGGCGGGAGAGUCUGGCUCGGGGCCCCAGGGCGACGAGACGUCCGUGUCGGACAUCCUGAAGAUUUCAAUGAUGGAGGCCCAAAUUGACCCCAGCACCGAGCCCAUGGUGGUGGACUCAUCCUCCGACCGGCCCCCCCUGGCCCAGGCCCUGCAGGCGCAGGCCGCCGCGGACACUGACCGGUUUGUCGGCAGCUCUGCGGUCACAGCGCAACAACAUUUUGGCAAUGAACGCCUGGAGGUCAUCGAGGUAAUCCCUCAGUACUCGAUCGUGCCGGACUCGAGCCAGUCCAACGUGGUGGUGGAGCCCAGCGGCUUCCUGGAGAUCACCAACUACACCAGCCAGCAGCUGGACGACGACGAGGGUGACGGCCCCGCCGACCACGAGGUGGACAGCGGCAACGACGCCGGCCCCCCGACGCCGUAGACCGGCCUAGAUGGUAUGCCCGACACCCACUUUGUUACGGAGCACGCCGGACUUUCGAGCCACUUGCGUUUUAACUUUCUCUCACUGACUUUUUAUAGGAGGGACAAAAUAUCAAAAUAGUCUUUCAAAAGAAGGAAUAAAUGUAUUUUUUUUUUUGUAAGAUACAAUACCACAAAUUCAUCUUUUGUUUCAACUUUUCCUUUUAUACCUUUUUCAAACUUGUCCACAGGAUUCGUGUUAUCUCCAGAAUAAAUGAUCUGCCUAGAAAAGGUUCUGUGUGUCACUUGAAGGGGAGUGAAGCAGUUUUCAACUUUUGAUUGAUGACUGAAGUGUCAAAAGCUAGUCCACCUAAAAUUUAUUCAGAUCUCCAAUUUACCCAUAGGAGAUAACCAAGAUUUUGCUCUGACACGGGUAAAGAAAGCCAAGCAGCACAAGUUGCUGUAUUGAUGUUAAAGCCUGUUAUUCAUUGCAAACAUUUAUUAUCAUCAUCAUCCUUCUUCUUAUUAUUAUUACACAAUUAUGAUGCAAACAACACCACCAGCCUCGCUUUUGGAUUGCAGUCAGCACCUGCUCCUGGAAUGAAGAGACGCAAGGGAACUGAACGUGUGCGCGUGUUAAUAUGGUCCCCCCCCCCUGCAAAAAAGUAAUUUUGGCAUCUUUCUCCAUCUCUGCUAUAAUAAUCAUCGUAACUGUAAUCAUAAUAAAAGGGU
Molecule: messenger RNA, 4597 nt
Organism: Phycodurus eques (leafy seadragon)
Lineage: Eukaryota; Metazoa; Chordata; Actinopteri; Syngnathiformes; Syngnathidae
Gene: emsy
Product: EMSY transcriptional repressor, BRCA2 interacting
Exons: 20
Coding region: 228-3887 (1219 amino acids)
Biological process (GO): regulation of DNA-templated transcription
Cellular component (GO): nucleoplasm
Source: RefSeq, a predicted model, not a curated record